GCACUCUCUCCAAAGUUACAUUCAUCCUCCUUUUGGUCACAAUAAUUAAUGAGUGUUUAUGUUGUGGAAGAAUAGCAUUCGGUCAGGUAUAUUAUUGUUCCAUAUGUAGGGUUUUUAUGCAUCUAAUAUGUGCGAUGAAGUCGAUACCUAUGGUUAUAGACAAACCAAAAAGGCAUGAUCAUCCUCUCACUUUUUUCCCUAGACAAAAUUCUUUAAUCUGCAACGUUUGUGGUUUGUUAAGAAAACUUUAUUCCACAUACAUAUGUGCCAUAUGCAACUUUGUAGCCCAUAAAGAUUGUAUGUAUUCUCCACGCAUAAUCAAGAUAUCACGUCACCCCCAUCGUCUCUCCUACAUUUCGUCUCUACAAUCUGGAGAUUGGUCUUGUAUGGUAUGUCAUCAAAGGAUUGACGGUGAUUAUGGUGCAUAUAGUUGUGAUAUGUGUGGUGAUUAUGGUGUACAUUCAAGAUGUGCUCUAGGAAAAGAUGUAUGGGAUGGUGAAGAUCUCGAAAGUGUACCUGAAGAAGAUAAUAAAUCACAAGAUGUCGGGCCGUUUGAUAUGAUAUCUGAAGGAGUAAUACUUCAUUUUCUUCAUGAACAUCAUCUCCGGCUCGAAGUCAGCAUACUUUAUGAUGAAAACAAGUUUUGUCAAGCGUGUUUUCUUCCUAUCUUUGAUGGUAAUUUCUACUCAGUGAUUUCAUCCUCCAUGAAACAUGCGCAAAUUCUCGCCGUAUAAUACAACAUGCAUUACAUCCUCAUCAGCUUACAUUGGACCAUGUGUAGAAUGAUUUGUGUAGAUUCAUGUGCAAUGCUUGUGAACGUUUUGUGGUGGUUUUAUCUAUGGAUGUCACAUAGGGGACUGCAAAUUCUAUCUCGAUGUACGAUGUGCUUCCAUUUAUGAGCCAUUUAAUUAUAAAUAUCAUGAACAUCCCAUGUUCAUCGCUUCAGAUCCAAAAGAAGAAUUACUUUGCCAGGUAUGCAAAACUAGAUGUCAUAAACAAUUAAAUUGCAGAAAAUGUGAUUUUAUUAUAUGCAUCAAGUGUGCUACCUUGCCACAAAAAGUAAGGUAUAAACAUGACAAACAUUUUCUCAAAGUUUUAUUUGGAGAAGAAAUAUGUAAGAGAGACUGGUGCGAGUUAUGUGAACUUAAUUUAAAAGAUACACACACAAAAUAUUUCUAUUGGUGCGACGAGUGUGGCACCACAUUUCAUAUUGAAUGCUUACUUGGUGGAGACAUACUAUAUGUGAAGCCUGGUCAAACUUUAAAGUUUGUUGAGACGGAUGCUCAAAUUCUUGGUAAAAGUAAUACUUCUCGACCAUUAUGCAUGAACUGGUAUUGCAAGAACCCUUGUCAAGGCAAAAUAUUGAAGUGUUUCAACGAUAUAGUGUGUUCAGUUAAAUGUGGGAAUAAAUUCUUUUAUUGAGUCUAUUGUGUUUAUCUAUUCCUCUAUUUAAGUGUAAUUUUAGUUUUUAUAAUUAAGUUUGAUUUGUUAAACUUUGACAUUGAUAUGUAAAUUUUCAUGUUUGUUUCUUUGAUGGUAUAUUUACUUUGUCGAUUCUUACUUUCUAAUCAUUUCAUCAUCCUUUAAUCGAAUUACAUUCCGUCUCUUUCUACAGUCUUGAGUUUUCAUUCACAAAAUCUUUGGCUAGCCGU
Arabidopsis lyrata subsp. lyrata is the source of this 1652-nucleotide messenger RNA. RefSeq lists its product as uncharacterized. The record is from RefSeq and is a predicted model, not a curated record. NCBI's taxonomy places the organism in Eukaryota, Viridiplantae, Streptophyta, Magnoliopsida, Brassicales, Brassicaceae. The transcript has a single exon. The coding region runs from base 117 to 734 and encodes 205 amino acids.